Molecule: messenger RNA, 2507 nt
Organism: Hevea brasiliensis (rubber tree)
Lineage: Eukaryota; Viridiplantae; Streptophyta; Magnoliopsida; Malpighiales; Euphorbiaceae
Product: long-chain-alcohol oxidase FAO1
Exons: 3
Coding region: 7-2289 (760 amino acids)
Molecular function (GO): flavin adenine dinucleotide binding; long-chain-alcohol oxidase activity
Source: RefSeq, a predicted model, not a curated record
CGUUACAUGGAGGGAAAAAGAACUGAUCGAGAGAGAAAGACAACGAGAGAAACACAGAGAGAGAUGAGGAAGCAGUGCCAUCCAUUUUUGAGAGGAGAGAAAGGAGAGGGAAAAUACAGACAUGGGUUCUCUUCAGCAGAAAUGGAGACACUGAAUGGCAUAUGUGAGACUGUGUUGCCACCAAUUUGUAUUGGGGAAAAGGAAGGUCAACCAAGCAAGCCUGUGCAGGCCUUCUUUACAGCUUCAGGGUCUCAGACCCCUAUACCUGAUGAGAUUGCAGAGCUUAUCGUGCAGAGGGCGUUAAUAGAAAGUUUGAUCCUGGUGAGAUUGUUAUUACUGAUUCUUUCAACAAGAAUAGGGACACUUUUGCUUUGUGGGUGUCUUUGUUUAGGGGAGAAAUGGCCUUACAUCAACACUUUCUCAAGCAUGUCCUUGAGUAAGAGGGAAAAGGUAUUGCAGAAGUGGUUCAAACACAAAUUUUUCACACCCAUCAGACUUGCUUUCAUCAUCCUUAAGGUCGCCUGCCUUUAUGUGUUCUUCGCUCGGGCGGACGAAGAUGGAGAGAACCCAGCAUGGAAAGCAAUUGGCUAUGAGACAGACAAGGAUAAGAAUCCAAGCCAAGGUCCAAAUGAGAAGCCUCUUCAGGCAGGGAUAAUAGAAACUAUGCUUGAAACUGAUUCAACCCUUGUCCACAACCUUGCCCAGAAAGGACUCAAAGUUACGAAUUCAGGACACAACCUCUACAAAAUCAAUUGUGAUGUUGCCAUUGUUGGCUCCGGCUGUGGUGGAGGUGUUGCUGCGGCUGUCCUUGCAACUUCCGGCCAGAAGGUUGUUGUUAUUGAGAAAGGAAAUUAUUUCACUGCCAACGAUUAUUCUGGUCUGGAAGGCCCUUCCCGCAAACAGCUAUAUGAAUCAGGAGGAAUCCUUCCAACUGUUGAUGGGAAAGUGAUGAUAUUGGCAGGAUCAGUAGUUGGAGGAGGUUCUGCUGUUAACUGGUCUGCAUGUAUCAACACACCAAAGCCUGUACUCAAGGAAUGGGCUGAGAAUCAGAAACUUCAGCUUUUUGGAAGCUCUGAAUAUCUUGCUGCCAUGGAUACUGUCAGUAAGAGAAUUGGAGUUACAGAGAACUGCGUAGAAGAAGGAUUUCAAAAUCAAGUGCUUAGAAAGGGAUGUCAGAAACUUGGCCUUGAAAUCAAUGCAGUCCCUCGAAAUUCCUCAGAGAAACAUUACUGUGGAAGUUGUGGUUACGGUUGUCAACAAUGGGACAAGAAAGGGACCGAUUCUACAUGGCUGGUUGAUGCUGUUAAUCAUGGUGCAGUAAUCUUAACAGGAUGCAAGGCAGAGAGAUUCAUUUUGGUAGAUAACAAGAGUGGAAGUAAAAGAAAAAAGAAAUGCUUGGGAGUGAUGGCAAAAUCCUUGAACAAUAACAUUCGGAUGAAGUUGCAAAUUGAGGCCAAAGUAACAAUCUCAGCAUGCGGAGCUCUUCUUACUCCCCCUUUAUUGAUCACCAGUGGAUUGAAGAAUCCUAAUAUCGGUCGGAACCUUCAUCUCCACCCUGUUCUAAUGGCCUGGGGUUACUUUCCUGACUCAAAUUCGGAGUUCAGGGGGAAAUCCUAUGAGGGAGGAAUAAUUACAUCAGUUCACAAGGUGGUAUCAAAAGACUCUAGUUUGAGGGCCAUUAUAGAAACUCCUCAACUAGGGCCAGCAUCAUUUGCUUCAUUGUCUCCUUGGGAGUCUGGACUCGACACGAAGAACAGAAUGGUCAGGUACUCAAGAACUGCUCACAUGAUAACAGUAGUCAGGGAUCGGGGGUCUGGUAAAGUUAAGGUGGAAGGAAGGAUACGCUAUAAUUUACAUGCAUUAGACAGAGAAAAUCUCAAGGCUGGGCUCCGGCAAUCACUGAGGAUUUUGGUAGCUGCAGGGGCUGUCGAAGUGGGUACGCACCGAAGUGAUGGGCAGAGAAUCAAGUGUGAAGGGAUUAGUAAAGAAGAGCUGGAAGAAUUUUUAGACACAGUUUCCGCAGCUGAAGGGGCAAUGAAACAAGUAGAGGACUGGAUGAUCUAUACCUCUGCCCAUCAAAUGGGGAGCUGCAGGUUGGGGAUUAGUGAAAAAGAAGGUGCAGUUGAUGAGAAUGGUGAGACUUGGGAAGCAGAAGGCCUAUAUGUUUGUGAUGCUAGUGUUCUUCCCAGUGCCAUUGGUGUGAAUCCUAUGAUCACUGUCCAGUCCACUGCUUUCUGUCUCUCAAAGAGAUUAGCAGAGUCUUUAAGGGGAGAACAGUCUGGAGUUUAGUGAAUCCUGCUAAUUUUAUCCUCUCACAGAUUGUAGGUUGCAAAGAGUCAGAACUCAUAAGCUUGCCUAGAGGGUAAUUUCACACUGGCUGGGACCAGUAAAAUAUAUUAGAGGUUCACCAACUUCAUAUUGGUCUCGCUACUUGAAUGCUUUAUUGAUAACCUUUUUUCUAUUCUAAGCUUUAAUUUUAAGAUGCCCAAUUCUGAUGUUGUCUUCCA